This is a messenger RNA of Sciurus carolinensis (gray squirrel), 2952 nucleotides long. It is a transcript of the gene Il12rb1, whose product is annotated as interleukin 12 receptor subunit beta 1. The transcript has 16 exons. Gene Ontology annotation, molecular function: protein binding. The coding region runs from base 127 to 2316 and encodes 729 amino acids. NCBI's taxonomy places the organism in Eukaryota, Metazoa, Chordata, Mammalia, Rodentia, Sciuridae. The record is from RefSeq and is a predicted model, not a curated record.
UUCAGCGUGACUGUCCCGCCCUGGAGCGGAUGUGACGCCCUUUUUUUCUUUCCUUUUCUUUCUUCUUGCUCUGCUUUGGCGAGGGGCCCUGGCGAGGCGCUCGGGGCUGCGAGGCCCGCGAGGACCAUGCGGCGGCUGGUGGCGGUGCUGGGCCUCCUCCUCCUCUUGCCAGGCGGGCAGGGCGCUGCCUGCGGAACCAGCAGGUGCUGCUUUGAGGACCUGCCGUAUCCAGAUGUGGACUCAGGCUCCACCUCCGGCCCCACGGACCUGGCCUGCUAUCGCGUAGCCAGCGCCAGUCAGUACGAAUGCUCCUGGCGCUAUGAGGGUCCCACGGCCGGGGUCAGCCACUUCCUGCGGUGCUGCCUGCACACGGGCCGCUGCUGCUACUUCGAGGCGGGCGGGGAGACCCAGCUGCAGUUCUCCGACCAGGACGAGGUGCCCGUGCUCCACAACGUCACGCUCUGGGUGGAGUCGCGGGCGGGGAACCGCACAGAGAAGUCGCCCAGCGUCUCCCUGAAGCUGUACAACUGGGUCAGAUAUGACCCUCCUCUGGGAGACAUCAGGGUGUCCAGGGCAGCAGAGCAACUGAGGAUGGAGUGGGAGAGCCCCGGGGACAGAGCCCAGGUGCAGUUCCAGCACCGGACACCAAGCAGCUCCUGGAAAUUGGGUGACUGUGGACCUCAGGAUGCUUCUGGCCUAGAGUCCUGCCUGUGUCCUCUGGAGGUGGACAUGGCCCAGGAAUUCCAGUUACGGCGACGGCGGCUGCUGGGGUCAGGUGCCCCAGGAGGUCCCUGGAGUAGCUGGAGCAGCUCUGUGUGCAUCCCUCCUGCGACGCUCCCGCGGCCUGAAGUGAGUCUCUCGGUGCAACAACUGGGCCACGACGGGAGGAGGCAGCUGGACGUGUGUGGGCAGCCACCCCAGGUGGCGCUUCCAGAAGGCUGCCGCGAAGCCGCCCCUGGCGCCCAGGUGAGCUACUUCGUCCGGCUGCACAUGCUGUCCUGCUCCUGUAAGGCCAAGGCCGUGAGGACCCUGCGCCUGGGGAAGGAGCUCUCCCUCUCCAGUGCCGCCUACGACGUGGCCGUCUUCGCCCGGAGUCGCUUCGGCCGGGGUCCCAACAAGACCUGGCAUGUCCCUGCCUACACCAGCCCAGACCCAGGGCCCCUGAAUGUCAGCGUCGGGGCUGAGGGGACCACCCUGCGCUGGCCGGCCCGGGCCCCGGGCACCACCUACUGCAUCGAGUGGCAGCCGCAGGACCCGGAGGGCAGCCCUGCCCACUGCACGCUGAGUGCCGCCCAGGACCAGGCCUCCGCUGGAGCAGCCGCCCACACCUGGAGCCAAGCAGCGGGGGCCAUGCGGCAGGGCGGGUGUCACCACAUCGCCAUCUUGGCCUCCACGCGCCCCGAGAAGCCCACCUCCUGGUCGACGGUCCUGUCCACCCACUACUUCGGGGGCAACGCCUCCAUGGCCGGGAUCCCGCGCCACGUCUCCGUGAGGAAUCACAGCCGGGACUCGGUGUCUGUGGACUGGUCACCGUCGCCGCUGAGCACCUGCCCCGGUGUCCUGAAGGAGUAUGUUGUGCACUGCCAAGACGAAGACAGCCACCAGGUGUCAGAGCGUCACGUGAAGCCCCCGCAGACCCAGGUCACCCUGCGGGGCCUGCGCGCCGGCGCGGCCUACACGGUGCAGGUGCGGGCGGACACGGCGUGGCUGCGGGGCGCCUGGAGCCAGCCCCAGCGCUUCCGCACCCAAGUCCAGAUUUCCACUGCGUCCAUCCCGCUCGUGUCCCUGGGGAGCUUCGUGAGCAUCCUCCUCCUGGGCGUCCUUGGGUACCUCGGCCUGAACAGGGCCACGCGGUACCUGUGGCCACCCCUGCCCACACCCCGUGUCAGCACUGCUGUGGAGUUCCCUGGCAGCCAAGGGAAGCAGCCCUGGCAGUGGCCCAUCCCAGUGGAUGUCCCUGAAGAGGUGUCCCGUCGAGAGACCUUGGUGGUGGAGGUGUCCUGGAACACAGGCGAGGGGACUGAGCCUCUGGAGGCGAAGACGAAGACGGAACUGCCCUGGGGGGUCCCAGAGCCAGCCCGGGACACGGCGCUGUCCUCGGAGGACAAGAGACAGGUGCCAGGAGGCUCGGAGGCCAAGGUCCUGGGGCCGGGCAGGCAGGACGGCCCGGGUAGCAGCCCCGCCCGGGCGGCUAGGCUCCCCUUGCUCCUGGAGGACGUGAGGCACAGACCCCCGGAGUUCGGUGACUCUUGGUGGAGGCGGAGGCCUGAGGAAGAAAUGGGGACACCCACCUCGUGUUCCAGGCGGGAGGACUGAUGGCAGUCACGGAGACCCGGCAUCCAGGGCCUCCCUUCCCCACGCUGACGUGAGCCCUUGAAUUCCCACGCCUGGCCUCGAGGUGCCAUGCCAGGUCAGGGAUGUGACCACUGAGGCUCAGAGUGGGCGAUGCCUUGCCACACAGCAUGGAGGACACUCAAACUCAGCCCGAGUUUCCCAGAAAUUGCCCCCACCACCCAGUCUCUGGCGCCCCGCCUUCCACCCUAACCUCGAGGUUCCAAACUGAUUGCCACACAUCCUGUGACGAACCCUAGAAACCACCAGGAAACCAGCCGCUGGGCCCCGCCAGGCCUGACCUCCACGGGCAGGGACAGGCCCUGUCACUGGCCUGUUAUGCUGGGGAAAGUCUGGCGGGUGGGGCUGUGGAGGUUGUUCUCAGAGGGUCCUCUUCCAAGAGCACUGGACGGGGACUCUGUGGCGGACUCCACAGGGCAUUGUGGGGUCUGGAGCUUGGCGAAGCCCAAGAAGGGGAAGAGGGAGGAUCUAAGCGUUCCGGGGAAACCGAUGGCCGCUCCCGGCCUCAGUCUUCGCCUGUAAAAUGGGCUAACACAGGCCGACCUCACAGAGCUUUUGGAGGGGCAGAGGCUUAAUAAACGAGCCAUCUCUUGGUGGCUC